ACUUUGCAGCACUGAACCAGAAGGGAAAGUUUGAAGAUCGCGGAAAGAAAAUGGAGUUCCAGAAGUCGUAUAAUUGCCCCAACUACAAAUUUGGGCCCGAGAGUGUUACGAAAUACUGCAUUUGUGACCGGAAGCGCGAGAACGUGAUUGUCUGCAGUCGCUGCAACCAAUCUUUCGUGGGUCGCAUUUCGCAACGCUGCCCAAAACAUCCCGAAGUUACUUUUCUCAUGGACGCCCGGCAAUGCGCUUUCUGCGGGGCCCAUUCAAACUACUUGCAGGUGUCCGAGGGCAAACGAUAGAGGAUAUUGGGAAGAAGGCGCUGUUCGUUGACGAACAUAUUGUCAUAUUUAGUAAAAUACUUAUGUAAACACUAUGUAUAUUUCCUAACAAGUAAACUAACAUAUAAUUGUUAUUAAACUGUGCUUAUAUUUUCAUA
Molecule: messenger RNA, 436 nt
Organism: Drosophila biarmipes
Lineage: Eukaryota; Metazoa; Arthropoda; Insecta; Diptera; Drosophilidae
Exons: 2
Coding region: 51-299 (82 amino acids)
Source: RefSeq, a predicted model, not a curated record